AUGGUCCACCGAGAUCGUAAAUACGAGACCCUCUCCGGACGUCCUGCCAAGGCCCUCGUGAUCUCCCGGCGCAAUAUCCAACGAGCUAAAUCCCAAGCACGCCGCCCCUUCAACGCCGCGGCGUUCCAGAAAGCACAACCGGAUGCCGAUCCCGAUGCAUGGAAGAAAGAUCUCGUAUCCUAUACCUUCCCCGGAAUACGAUACAGGGACUCUGCGCCACUCAGCCUCGAGUAUCCCCGACGACUUCUCAAGCCCGCUGACAUCGCGCCUGUCUCGAUGGACAAUAUCACGCGCACAGAGUCUGAGUACCAGGGCAUGACUCUGGAUUAUCUGCGGAGGGGGUUGGCGGCGAUGUCAAACAGGUUUAUGGGCACAUACAAGCAUUUCCAGACCCAACGCCCCAUGGCUGCCAUCCCAAACGAGGCGACUGUCCUCGUCAGCGACUACGGCCUGUCAUGUCUCCCUUCUCAUGUUUUCGCCGUGUUUGACGCCAGCGACACGGAGUUCAUAUCGCCUUCUCUUGGAGGUCUGACGAGCCCAAUGUCCGCAUCCAGGGAGGUAGCAUACUAUCCCGUCCACGGCGUUGUCUUCCUUGCGCAUUGCAGCAAGCUGCCGCAGUUCAAAAAGAUGAAGCCGCGCCUGCUCGCGCGGGUGCCCGGCACGCCCACGCAGUCUGCCACGACCAAGUUCUCCAUGCCUGUCGUCCCGCUGCGCGUCCCAUCCAUAAAGGCGUUCACUCCCGUGCUGCACUACGUUUACAGUCUUAAUACCGAAGAUCUCCUGCGCUCUCUUGUGCCCGGCAUCGGGCAGCCGUCCCCGCGCCCCGUGCCCCAGAUGCAUGAGCCCUUCGCGACGAUUCCGUCGUUGCGCAAGGACCUUCCGCGCCAGCAGCGCAUCGCGCACAUCGCGAAGUGCACCGUGGAGCACUUUGGAUGGGAUCUGUCGCCGAUCUCUGCCUGCGCAUUGCGUGUCGAGGCUGUAUGGCGCAAUGCGGCCUGCCUUGGCGUCACCGAUGACAACUUCUGGAAGACGAUAGGUCUCGCAUGGGAGGCAUGUCUUGCUGCUCUGCGGCUUUGCGAGACGGAAUCCUCAGGGAAGGUCGAGGGUGUCUCGGCUUAA
This is a messenger RNA of Postia placenta MAD-698-R-SB12, 1119 nucleotides long. RefSeq lists its product as hypothetical. The transcript is spliced from 2 exons. Lineage: Eukaryota; Fungi; Basidiomycota; Agaricomycetes; Polyporales; Adustoporiaceae. Bases 1 to 1119 code for a protein of 372 amino acids. The record is from RefSeq and is a predicted model, not a curated record.